This is a messenger RNA of Chelmon rostratus (copperband butterflyfish), 2349 nucleotides long. RefSeq names its product cytoplasmic polyadenylation element binding protein 1b (gene cpeb1b). NCBI's taxonomy places the organism in Eukaryota, Metazoa, Chordata, Actinopteri, Chaetodontiformes, Chaetodontidae. The transcript has 12 exons. Bases 4 to 1740 code for a protein of 578 amino acids. Gene Ontology annotation, molecular function: mRNA regulatory element binding translation repressor activity; translation factor activity, RNA binding; ribosome binding. The record is from RefSeq and is a predicted model, not a curated record. Gene Ontology annotation, biological process: negative regulation of cytoplasmic translation. Gene Ontology annotation, cellular component: cytoplasm; neuron projection; synapse.
AUCAUGGCGUUUUCCCUGAGAAACGAUCCCCGCAGGCCGGAGAGCCCGGACUCCGAGUCCCCGGCCCUUUCCACCUGCAGCAACGCGGACAUCUUCCGCAGGAUGAACACCAUGCUGGGCAACGCUCUGGACUUCACCGGUGUGUGCACCACACCCAACAACACCAAGGGAAAGCCAGACAUGCUGUGUGAGUCGGAGCUGGCUGCGGUGGGCAGCAGGAGGAUGCUCUUCCCCAACUGUGGUGGCAUGCCCGGCUCACAGGAGAUGCCGUCGUCCAGGGGCCCACCGGGUGUCACAGACCUGGGCCUGGGCCUCCAGUCUCUCCGGCUGUCCGGGUGGGACAGACCCUGGAGUAGCCAGGAGACAGACGCGCACACCUCCCCCUCCCAGGUUCAGACCAGCUCACCCUCCAUGCUAGGUUUACUGAACAGUCCCUUCAGUAGCAUCCUUGGAAAGCCCCCAGGCUACCUGCCCACUGAGUCCAUGAGCAUGACUGCUGACUUCUUGGAGAAGUUCCCCAGCAUGGCUCGGAUGGCAAGCCGUCUGGACUCGAGCUCCUUUUUGGACUCUCGCUCCAGCAGUCCCGAAGACUCAGAGACCAGCGGCUUCAGCUCUGGCUCAGACCACCUCUGUGACAUGCUGUCGACUCUGCGGAUUUCCCCUCCCCUGCCUUAUCUCGCAUCCAACAUGCAGAAGGAUCUGCUGCGGCUGGGCUCCCGUCUGGACCCCCAGGACUCCAGCUCUCCUCUGACCCCGCCAUCCAGUGCCAGCCCCGCCUCCUCAGCCAUUUCCCGCCGCUGGCGUAGCGGCUCUCCGUGGCCCGGCGCAGACAUGCUCGACCAGUCGGACGAUGCGUUCAGUAUUGAGAGGGAGGCCCGCCUGCACAGACAGGCUGCAGCUGUGAAUGAGGCCACGUUCACCUGGAGUGGUCAGCUGCCUCCCCGAAACAACAAGGAUGCUCUGUACUCCUGCAAGGUCUUUCUUGGUGGUGUGCCCUGGGACAUCACAGAAGCCGGCCUGAUCAACACCUUCAGUGGCUACGGCCCUCUGACUGUGGAGUGGCCGGGUAAGGAUGGAAAGCACCCCCGCUGUCCUCCCAAAGGUAAUGUGGCCAAAGGGUAUGUGUAUCUGGUGUUUGAGAAUGACAAGUCUGUGCGGGCGCUGCUCCACGCCUGCUCCCAGGACCCGUUUCACCCCGAGGACAACCGAGAGUACUACUUCAAGAUGUCCAGCCGCAGGAUGCGAUGCAAGGAUGUGCAGGUGAUCCCCUGGGUGAUCUCUGACAGUAACUAUGUGCGCUGUCCCGCCCAGCGUUUGGACCCCAGUAAGACGGUGUUUGUUGGUGCGCUGCACGGCAUGCUGAACGCUGAGGCGCUGGCCAGCAUCAUGAACGACCUGUUUGGAGGCGUCAUGUACGCUGGCAUCGACACGGACAAGCACAAGUACCCCAUAGGCUCUGGACGUGUCACUUUUAACAAUCAGCGCAGUUACCUGAAGGCUGUGUGCGCAGCGUUUGUGGAGAUCAAAACCCCCAAGUUUACAAAGAAGGUCCAGAUUGACCCCUACCUGGAAGACUCCAUGUGUCAAGUCUGCCUUCGCCAACCUGGACCUUUCUUCUGCAGAGACCAGGCCUGCUUCAAGUACUACUGCCGCUCUUGCUGGCACUGGCAGCACUCCAUGGACAUCUUGAGCAACCACCGACCCCUCAUGCGCAACCAGAAGAACCGCGACUCCAGCUAGAGCAGAUGGAUCCGAAGACUCUGAAGGGCCAGAGGAAAGCCCCUCUCUACGGGGCGAGGCUGCCCGCCAAGGAGAGCACGCGAGACGUCUCUCGGUACGAGGGCACCAUGGCACUCCACCAGGCACUGGGGAUAUCACUGUAGAAAAUGUUCACUUUUGCACUUGCUACAUUUUUGCUGUUGUUCACAGUGGCACUAUGCACAGUGACUUUGUUGGGAGAGACCAGGGGCCCUUCACACUUAUGCAUUUUCCCAGACUUGUGGCCAGACAGAAAGAUGGUCAGCCUAAGGUUAAGAAGUGGAUGAAAAUGCCAUUUUUUUUUCUUUUUGUUUACAUGUGUUGCAUAGUAAAGAGCAAUCACGUAAGUUUCAUUGCCGUUCAUUGGCAAAUGCCAUACAGUGCCUUUAAAUUUUUAUUUUUCCCCCUCCUCCCUCCCUCCUCUACCCCCAGUUGGCGUCUGUUUUUCCUGUGCAAGCCAACUGGUGAUUCUUACUUUUGGGAGUUUAAUGUUGGGCUUCAUUUAACCAAUCGCAUUUCAGACAUUUUUACGCAGUUUUUUACUAAUUUGUACACAAACGGUUUUAAGUCAUGACAUGAAAAUUUUGAACA